This is a messenger RNA of Trichomonas vaginalis G3, 331 nucleotides long. RefSeq lists its product as uncharacterized. NCBI's taxonomy places the organism in Eukaryota, Parabasalia, Trichomonadida, Trichomonadidae. The annotation marks the transcript as partial. The record is from RefSeq and is a predicted model, not a curated record. The transcript has a single exon.
AUGUCUAGCGAUUUCGCUAUCUAUAUUCGAGACAAGCUUUUCGACAGCAAAACAUCUGUCGACCAUAAAAUCUUACAUAGUGUAAACAAGAAAGGUGAAUUUGUUCUAAAGUUCUGUUUCUGGGAAUAUGACAAGAACCAUAAAACAUUAAGCAGAGCAGUCUUAAAAUUUGUCAAUGACAGACUUGUUGACAGAGAUGACGCCGAUUGGAAAGAUGAAGUCCAACAAAAGUUCUUAGAAUGCAAAGAAGACACAUGCGCUGUUCUUGAAGAUGAAAUAGAAAACAGAAUAGAAGAGCUAUUAAAGGACAAAGAACUUUUACAGAAAUAUG